Molecule: messenger RNA, 1152 nt
Organism: Lobosporangium transversale
Lineage: Eukaryota; Fungi; Mortierellomycota; Mortierellomycetes; Mortierellales; Mortierellaceae
Exons: 4
Coding region: 28-1050 (340 amino acids)
Biological process (GO): retrograde vesicle-mediated transport, Golgi to endoplasmic reticulum
Source: RefSeq, a predicted model, not a curated record
CCUAUCCACUAUAAGAGCAGGAUAAAAAUGACAGACCAAGCGGAAAUUCUCCGGAAGCGUCGUGAAGCGCGGCAAAAAAAGAUUCUUGCCUCAGGAGAGUCACGUCUGAGUAAGAUUACAGGCACAGCUGGAACAAGCGCACAGGUGGCUCCUUCUCCUGCAGUGUUGCAGGCUCGAGAGGAGAUGUUGAGGCGGGAACAAGAAGAUGAGCGUUUAAAGGCUCUCAGAGCCGCAGGUGUCAAUGUUGACAGCAACGGCAAUGUUGAAGGCUCUCUGCAAAGGAGUAUUGACGGUGAACAGGAGGAAGAGUUGGCUAUGCCUAAUUCGUCAUCAUUGCGUACGGGGACUCAAAGGAUGAGUCGUCAACCCUCGUCAUCCUCUACAACAACUACGACCCAAACAAACGCCACUACGACAACGACAACAACCGAAAAAGCAUCUGAUGCUGAAGCAUUUAAUAGCUCAGCUGCGGGGAGGACAGCCACACCUCCCAAUAUCCCAGACUAUGAUGCAGAUCCAGAUGAUUCCAUAGGUGCACCACCAGCCUAUAUUCCAUCGAAUCCAUUCUUGAAUAGUCCGUUUGCAUCAGCACAACAUCAAGCAUUGACUCCAGGAUUCACAGUGAUUACACCACAAGUGGAUCACUCUGCACGUUGGUGGAAGCUCCUGCACUUUGUUUUGUCAGUGCUGUUAGGAUUUGGUAUUGUAUAUAGAGAAUACAGUCGGAAUGGGGAUUUGAGUCGAUUUGAAGCAUUGGCAGUAGAAAAACCAUUGCCCUAUGGCGCGUAUCAAGUCGAUCCUAUUCCUGUGUUCUGGUACUUCAUCACGAUGGAGCUUAUUUUGCAAUCAACUCGAAUGGUAUUACAUGGCGUGACAGCAUCACCUAGCAGUACUUUAGGAACCAUUGCAGGCUUCUUGCCUCCACCUUUUUCGGAUAUGAUCAGAGUCUUUAUGCGAUAUCGUCUAAUUUGGACUUCAAUGGUCAAUGACCUAUCGGUAGUAGUCUUUAUUGUUGGCCUCACCAUCACUUUUACUUACAUGUUCUCCUAAAAAAAAAACAUAUACAGUCUACUUCUUCUUCCUUGGUUUUUGUUCCCUUGACAACUAAUCGCGUAUACACAACAAUAACAAACGAAAGUUAAAAGAAAAAAG